CCAACUAUUGAGCUACACUGGGCCGAACGUUGUUUCAGUCAUGCAGAAGCCCAUUUUCGCUUACUUUGUUCAAUCUCUGAUCCCUCACAAUUAAGACUUACUGCUAUAGAUGAUACCAUAUUCCACAAAUAUAUGGAGGAGUUUAGUGACGUACAAUUAAACGUUAUUUUCGAAGAUUCUCUGAAAUCAGCGCAAUCGAAAAUAGUAAGUUUGUUAUCAGUUAACAUUAACUACGCAUAA
Molecule: messenger RNA, 240 nt
Organism: Schistosoma turkestanicum
Lineage: Eukaryota; Metazoa; Platyhelminthes; Trematoda; Strigeidida; Schistosomatidae
Source: the annotation of a GenBank genome assembly